This is a messenger RNA of Echinops telfairi (small Madagascar hedgehog), 2076 nucleotides long. It is a transcript of the gene PPP2R5B, whose product is annotated as protein phosphatase 2 regulatory subunit B'beta. The record is from RefSeq and is a predicted model, not a curated record. The coding region runs from base 1 to 1500 and encodes 499 amino acids. NCBI's taxonomy places the organism in Eukaryota, Metazoa, Chordata, Mammalia, Afrosoricida, Tenrecidae. Gene Ontology annotation, molecular function: protein phosphatase activator activity. Gene Ontology annotation, cellular component: cytosol; nucleus; protein phosphatase type 2A complex. Gene Ontology annotation, biological process: protein dephosphorylation; signal transduction. The transcript is spliced from 13 exons.
AUGACAGAGCGCGCCCAAUCAGGAUGGACGCUCGCGCGAAAAUACCGAGGGGGCGGGCCUUUCACCUCCGUCCGCACGCUCCGAGAGGGCUGUUGGAGGAGGGGCCCGUCCGGCGAAGCAGUGCGCAUGUGCCGGCUCUCCCGACCACGGCAGGAUUCAGUCUCAGACCUCACCUUCUGCCCAGACCCCCGGCGGCCAUACCCCACACCUCCAACAAGCACCCUGGUGCUGCACCCGUCAGCCCCAUCAGCUGACCUCGGGCGGGCCUGGCCCUUCGCCCUUCGCCAGGGCUUGGCUGCAGGCUCCCCCCCAACCGUGUCUCUGGGUCCCUCCAACCCCUGGACCGGGGGCGAGAACUUCUUCUCCGGAACUGGAAGGUGGGUCCGAAAGGGCACCAAGGCCCACACGGGUGAAGCUACUGGAGCUUUGGAGCAAGAGGGUGGCCUCCAGGCCAGCAGAGCCCGUGGCCAUGGUGGGACAUACUUGUUUGGCCUCCGCCCCCAGCUGGUCUAUGAGUUUUUCCUGCGUUUCCUGGAGAGCCCGGACUUCCAGCCCUCCGUGGCCAAGAGAUACGUGGACCAAAAGUUUGUCCUGAUGCUCCUGGAGCUGUUUGAUAGCGAGGACCCCCGGGAGCGUGAGUACCUGAAGACCAUCCUGCACCGGGUCUACGGCAAGUUCCUGGGGCUGCGGGCCUACAUCCGUAAGCAGUGCAACCACAUCUUCCUGCGGUUCAUCUAUGAGCUGGAGCACUUCAACGGGGUCGCAGAGCUCCUGGAGAUCUUGGGCAGCAUCAUCAAUGGCUUUGCACUGCCCCUGAAGACCGAGCACAAGCAGUUCCUGGUCCGGGUCCUGAUCCCGCUGCACUCUGUCAAGUCCCUGUCGGUCUUUCACGCCCAGCUGGCAUACUGCGUGGUGCAGUUCCUGGAGAAGGAUGCCGCGCUGACGGAGCACGUCAUCCGCGGGCUGCUCAAGUACUGGCCCAAGACCUGCACCCAGAAGGAGGUGAUGUUUCUGGGGGAGAUGGAGGAGGUCCUCGAUGUCAUCGAGCCCUCCCAGUUCGUCAAGAUUCAGGAGCCGCUCUUCAAGCAGGUGGCUCGCUGUGUCUCCAGCCCCCAUUUCCAGGUGGCAGAGCGGGCUCUGUACUUCUGGAACAAUGAGUAUAUCCUGAGCCUCAUCGAGGACAACUGCCACACAGUGCUGCCCGCCGUGUUCGGGACCCUCUACCAGGUCUCCAAGGAGCACUGGAAUCCAACCAUCGUGUCUCUGAUCUACAACGUGCUCAAGACCUUCAUGGAGAUGGACGGGAAGCUGUUUGAGGAGCUCACGGCCUCCUACAAGCUGGAGAAACAGCAGGAGCAGCAGAAGGCCCAGGCGCGCCAGGAGCUGUGGCAUGGCCUGGAGGAGCUGGGGCAGCGCCGGUUACAGGGCACGCAGGGGGCUAAGGAGGCCCCCCUCCAGCGGCUUACCCCCCAGGUGGCCGCCACUGGGGGUCAGAGCUAGAGUUCCCACAAGAGGAGAGCGGAGCCCAGCCCCUCUACCCCUCCUCUAUCCAGAGACUUGGCUUCCCUCCGGCCGGGCAGGGGACUGAGGACGCCCUGCCUGGCCCGAGAAGGCAGCUUUCCCAGGGGGUGAGGAAAGAUGGUGGUCUUGGUGGGGGUGGGGGAAGUGCCCAGGCUCUCGUGACAGGACUUGACCAGGGCAAGCUUGACCAGGAAGCCGCUGCUGGGGACCCACCCUGCCGCACCGCUGGGCCCCUGCCAGCUGCAGGCAGGUUCCUGGCCCUGCUCCCGGCCGCCUCCCGCACCUGCCCCUCCCUCGUGCCAGCGCGAGGCCCUCGAACCCACCAUGGGAUCCAUGGUCUAUUUAUUCUCCCCCUCCAGACGUGGGCCUGGGCUGCCCGGUCCCUCCCCUUCCUCUCCCCGGACAUCCGCAUCCCCUUUUUAUUUAUUGGGCAGGGGGAGGGGUGAGGGCACAGAGAGCAGAGACCCCCCAGUGUCCUGGGGCGGGGGUCCCGGUCAUCCCGGUCUAGCCCCCUCCCCUGGCGGGGGGUGGAUGCAAUAAAGAGAGACUCUCGGA